Messenger RNA from Synchytrium microbalum, 13923 nucleotides. RefSeq lists its product as uncharacterized. Gene Ontology annotation, biological process: microtubule-based movement. The record is from RefSeq and is a predicted model, not a curated record. The transcript is spliced from 19 exons. Gene Ontology annotation, cellular component: dynein complex. Gene Ontology annotation, molecular function: ATP hydrolysis activity; ATP binding; dynein light intermediate chain binding. Lineage: Eukaryota; Fungi; Chytridiomycota; Chytridiomycetes; Synchytriales; Synchytriaceae. The coding region runs from base 1 to 13923 and encodes 4640 amino acids.
AUGGAUGAGACAAGCGAUGGCAAUUCAAUACUUGCCACGAAUGCUGUGCCGAAUUUACCAGAGGCAGCAGACACUUCGGUGCUCAGGAGUUACUUGGAACGACUCCUCUCUGUAAUUUUAGAUGUUGACGCUGAAGAGCUUCGCAUACUCUUGACUGGACGAGACGACACUACCGAGAUAUUAGCUCGUUUUGCAUCGGAUCCUCAAAUUCACGCUCUAUAUAUCCUAAAGGAACGUGCUGUUGGUGGAUCUGAUCUGAGACGUGAAAGUACUGUCUUUGACGACAGUUCCUCAGCUGUUGUAUUCUCUUGCCAACUGGAAGCAACAUAUCCACCAACAGUCAUUACAGCCAUAGCAAUUAUAAAACGAUACCCAAUCAUUGAGGCAAACAAGUCUCUGUCAUUGCAGCUUCAAGUCAUCAAUCUGCCUGGUACUGGAGAUGGUGCAAAUGCCUUUGAAGCUUUACGAGCACACAUUCACCAUGGUGUUGCUCCGUACUUUGAUGCAUAUGUCGCUACAAGGAACUCGAAUGCUGCUGGUAUUGGUGGUAUGGCUGGUGCCACUCAACCAAGUAGAUCAGAUUCUGAAAAGGAGUCCAAGUCAGGCAUUCCAAUGGCAAAAAAGAAACUAGCUGAUCUGGACUUGUCCCUUUUCCAUCUUUUACAGAAUAUCGACAUUCCAGAGAUCCAACUCAACAUCCAUCCCAUUAUACAAAAAGCUGUCAGUAAAUGUCGUGAUCUCAAGCAACGAGUCACCAUAGACGCAGUUGAAGAAGUCGCCGAUGAAGCUACUCUCUUACGUAAACUAGAAAACGAUGUAAAGGGCUGGAUUCGUGAAAUCCAAAAAGUCACUAAACUCUCACGAGAUCCAGAAUCAGGCAGUGCCAUCCAAGAAAUCAACUUUUGGAUUAAUCUAGAACGAGGACUAGCUCAAAUCGAAGACCAGCUUAAAUCAGAUGAAGUAGUCUUGACUCUAGAUUAUCUCAAGGCUGCCAAACGCUUCCACUUGACCGUAUCCUUUUUAUCCGAUACGGGUUUGAAAGAAGCUAUAGAUCAAGUCCAAAAAUAUAAUCAGCUUAUGAAGGAUUUCCCAUUGAGUGAACUAUUGGCUGCUUCGGAUUUACGACGCAUCCAGGAAUCCCUCCUCCUUAUAUUCGGCCAUCUGAAUAAGAAGCUCCGUAUAUCGCCAUACCCUAUACGUCGUGCCUUGCCCCUCGUAGAAGCUAUAUCGCGAGACUUGAACGAUGCAAUAUAUAAAGUACUCAGCCUGCAUCGACUCAUGUAUAUGGACUACGAAGACUUUGAACGAGAGACUCGUGGCUGUGAUGAUAUCUUCAAAGCAUGGGACGAGCAAUUCAAAGAGUUUACCAAUGUGGCUCGAGAAGUGACUCGGAAACGAUCUGAAAAGUUUAUACCUAUCAAGAUCAAUGCGGCCCAUGUUAAGCUACAGGAACGGGUACUGUUUAUACGUGGCUUUAGAAAGUCUCACGAACAGCUCUAUACUACUAUACAGAGAGUUAUGAGACCUGGCAAACAAGUCAAUCAGAGUACGACAAAUGAUACGGAUUUUGUUAAUCUGGAUGUACUUGAAGAUGUGAGAUUGGCUUAUGAGACUGUCAAGAAUAUUGAUGUGCUUGAUGUCUCCACAGACGGCACUCAACUAUGGGUCGUUGCUGAGAACUCGUACAAUGAACGUGUUGCUCGUGUCGAGAAUCACAUAAUUGCCAAAUUGCGUGAUCGACUAGCAACCGCUAAAACAGCUCAAGAAAUGUUUAGAGUGUUUUCCAAAUUCAAUGCCCUGUUUGUUCGACCCAAAAUCCGUGGCGCCAUACAAGAAUAUCAAAACCAGCUCAUUGAAUCUGUCAAGGAAGACUUGAAGGCAUUACAGGACAAGUUUAAACUGUCAUAUCGUAAUUCAGAAGCUGCUCAUGUCAGUGGUAUUCGUGAUUUACCACCUGUUGGAGGUGCUAUAGCUUGGGCACGUCAAAUCGAACGACAUCUCAGUCUAUAUAUGAAGCGGGUUGAAGAUGUAUUAGGUAAAGGCUGGGAACUGUAUGCUGAAGGUCAAAAGCUAUCAGCCAUCAGCUCGGCCUUUCGUAAAAAACUAGAUACUCGACCAGUGUAUGAAGCUUGGCUGACUGAAAUCACACGACGUGAAUUGAGCGUAACUGGACGAAUAUUUGAUGUAUCGAAAAGUCGUACUGCUGGUGGUAGCACCCUCGUACUAUCAGUAAACUUUGAUGCUCAAGUCAUUGCCUUGUUUAAGGAGGUCAGAUCUCUUCUCUGGCUUGGAUUUACAAUCCCACAUACCGUAUCCAAUGUAGCUAAAGAUGCCAAACGUGUAUAUCCAUAUGCCGUAUCGCUCACCGAAACAGUACGAACGUAUACCCAAACACUGAUUCGUAUGAGACAAAUGGAAUCUCUAGUAGCACCACUUGUCGCUGGUUAUCAUAAAGAUGUCCAACAGUCGGUUGCAUCCAGAGGAAUUCAGUUGAAGUGGGAUUACUUUGCUAAUUCUUAUGAUACUCGUAUGGGCGGCUUAGAAGCAUUAGGAUAUAGUGGUGCCAAGAGUGAGAAUCGUCAUGUUACAUUUGUGCGUGAAUUCGCCAAUGUCGUGACGAUUUUUCAUGACAAGACGUCCUCUGCUCUGGCUAUAUGUGAAGAAAUCAAUGGACUUGUAAUUUCCUUGAAGGAUUGUUCAUUUGUACGAAGUGCAUUAGCUGGGAUUCUGUCUCAGAUUCAGAAAGCUGUUGAUCGACUAAAUCUUGAAAAUUGUACCAAUCUUGAUACAUGGACUACAGCAUUGGAUCAACGUAUAGAGACACUUUUACUGAUUCGAUUGCAAGUUGCUAUCAAGGCUUGGAAUACUGAAGUGGAACCAAACGAAUCAACUACUGAGUCUGCAGUUGAAUUCAAUUCCGACAACGCUGUCGACGAGAGCAUGCGACCGAAACUAAAAGUCGUGGUUCAUGAAGUCAGACUUCGUAAUCAAAGCAUGUAUCUUGAUCCACCCGUUGAAAAGGCUAGAGAGUCUUUAUAUCGACAGUUUCGAGAUUGGUUGGCAACCAUUUGUACUCUGAAACGUAUUCAAAGUGCACGGUACGAAUUGGACGUGACUGCAAAUCAGAGUGUUCAGAAUGUCAUGUACGGAGGAUUGCUUGCAAAAGUAUCGGACAAUCUUCUCUCGAAAGCUUAUAGUAUCUUGGAAGACAAAAUAAGUCACGUCAGUCAGUACUUGGCAGUAUGGCUCCGAUACCAAGCAUUAUGGGAUUUGGAUGAACAAGCUCUGUAUAGUCGACUUGGAGAUGAUCUGGGCCAAUGGCAGCAACUAGUCCUUGAAAUCAAACGAUCUAGAUCGACCUUUGACACUUCCGACACCACCAAGAAAUUUGGUUGUAUAAUCAUCGACUAUGAGCAAGUCCAAACCAAAGUCAAUGCCAAAUAUGAUCAAUGGCAACGCGACGUACUCAAUAAGUUUGGUACAAAGCUCGGAGCAUCUAUACGGGACUUUUAUUCUGAUGUAUCCAAAUCUCGUCAUGAUUUGGAAUCACAAUCAGCCGAUGCUCCAACGACAGCGGAAGCUGUUUCAUUUAUAACACUUUUACAAACACUCAAACGAAAGUUGGGUGGAUGGACAGAGGAUGUUGAAAUAUUCCGAGCGGGACAAAAGACUUUGGAACGCCAAAGAUUCCAGUUCCCAUCUGAUUGGCUCCAUGUUGAUAAUAUUGAUGGUGAAUGGAGUGCCUUUAAUGAAAUCUUCACCAAGAAGAAUGCAUCUGCACAAGAUCAAAUAGUGUCGUUACAAAUGAAGAUCAUUAGUGAAGACAAGACUGUACAAGGCAAAAUCAGAGAGGUGUCAGCAGAUUGGGACAGAAGCAAACCCGUCCAAGGUGAUGUGAGACCAGAAUCGGCUGCAGAUACUUUGAAUGUAUUUGAAGGCAGAGUAACUAGGCUCAAAGACGAAUACGAUCAAGUCUGUCGUGCGAAAUCAGCUCUGGAUUUAGAUAGUGUCGUAGUCGAUAAACUAGAUGUAGUACUGGAAGAGUUACGAGACUUGAAGAGUGUCUGGUCUGCUCUCUCUCGUGUCUGGCAAACCAUCUUUGAAAUGAGAGAUAGAUUAUUUGCUACAUCAGUGCCACGAAAGAUUCGUCAAGAGCUUGAUGGCGUCCUCAACUCGGCCAAAGAUAUGCCAAGUCGAUUCAGACAGUAUGCAGCAUACGAGUAUAUGCAAGAAACCAUUAAAAUGUAUAUAAAGGUCAUACCACUCUUUUCUGACUUGAAGAGUGAGGCAGUCCGUGAACGUCAUUGGAAAGUCUUGCUCAAGAGUCUGAAAAUGGAAGGUCGAUUGCAUCUCCUCGAUAUGACUGUCGGACAAGUCUGGGACUUAGACCUGAAGAAGAAUGAAGCUACUAUUCGAGAUGUGGUCGCUGUCGCUCAAGGUGAAAUGGCCUUGGAAGAAUUCUUGAAGACAGUCAAAGAGACUUGGACUAGUUAUGCUCUUGAUCUGGUCAACUAUCAAAACAAAUGCCGUCUCGUCCGAAGAUGGGAUGAUAUCUUUGCCAAAUGUGGAGAGCAUUUGAGUUCUCUAGCUGCCAUGAAGCAUUCACCAUUUUAUAAAGUCUUUGAAGAGGAAGCAUCAACAUGGCACGACAAGUUGAAUCGUGUCCAUGUACUCUUUGAUGUCUGGAUUGAUGUCCAACGACAAUGGGUGUAUUUAGAAGGCAUCUUUAGUGGUAGUGCAGAUAUCAAACACCUCUUGCCGACUGAAACGUCCCGCUUCCAAAAUAUAAACUCUGAAUUCAUGGUCUUGAUGAAGAAGGUAUACAAGUCACCAUAUAUAUUGGACGUUCUCAAUGUCGUCAGCAUCCAAAAGUCACUUGAACGACUGGCAGAAUUAUUGGCCAAGAUUCAAAAAGCGUUGGGUGAGUAUCUCGAAAAGGAGAGAUCCUCAUUCCCACGAUUCUAUUUUGUGGGUGAUGAAGAUUUGCUGGAGAUUAUUGGUUAUAGCAAAGAUGUGAUGAGAAUCCAAAAACAUUUCAAGAAGAUGUUUGCGGGUGUAUCAUCGCUAUUGCUAGACGAUGAGGCUACUCAAAUCAAUGGUCUCGCAUCUCGUGAAGGCGAGAAUAUGGUCUUCAAAACUCCAGUCUCGAUAAAGGAUAAUCCGAAAAUAAACGACUGGCUGAAACUGCUCGAGAUGGAAAUGAGAGUCUCGUUGGCUAAUUGGCUGAAGGACUCUAUCAAUUCCCUAUCUAGCUUUUACAAUGGUAUCUCGUGGUCUUCUCAGCAGUUAUUGGACUGGAUUGAUGCUUUUCCAGCCCAAGUCGUUGGAUUGGCAGUCCAGAUUCAUUGGAGUCAGUCUAUAGAAAAAGUGUUGCAGCAAGCUGAAUCUGGAAAGCCGGCCCCAUCUCAACAAGUAUUAAAACCGUGUCUUGAACUGGUGGAAAAAUGCUUGGCUGUAUUGGCUGACACCGUGUUGACGGAUUUGCCUGCAGUUCGUAGAAAAAAGUGUGAGCAUCUUAUUACCGAAUUAGUACACCAACGUGAUGUAAUUAGGCACUUGAUACGACACGAAGUAACAUCACCAAAAGCAUUUGAAUGGCUUUAUCAAAUGCGAUUCUACUAUAAUCCGACGGUAGAAGACGUGUUACAACGGCUCACCAUACAUAUGGCCAAUGCAUCGUUUUUAUAUGGCUAUGAGUAUCUUGGUGUAUCUGAUCGUCUCGUACAGACACCUCUCACAGAUCGAUGUUACUUGACUCUGACUCAAGCCCUACAAUCUCGAUUGGGUGGUAGUCCAUUCGGACCUGCAGGAACUGGAAAAACGGAAUCUGUAAAGGCUUUGGGGGUCCAAUUAGGUAGAUUCGUAUUGGUCUUCAAUUGUGAUGAGACCUUUGACUUCCAAGCUAUGGGUCGUAUAUUUGUUGGAUUGUGUCGUGUUGGAGCUUGGGGAUGCUUUGACGAGUUCAAUCGUCUAGAAGAACGUAUCUUGUCAGCCGUCUCUCAACAAAUUCAGACAAUUCAGCUGGGAUUGAAACAAGAAUCUGAUAUUGAUUUGGUUGGGAAGCAAUUGAGAGUUCAUCCUAGCACUGGUAUCUUUAUUACCAUGAAUCCUGGAUAUGCUGGUAGAUCGAACUUGCCAGACAACUUGAAGAAGCUCUUCCGUAGUAUCGCAAUGGCCAAACCAGAUCGAGAGCUGAUUGCUCAAGUAAUGCUAUUCUCCCAAGGAUUCCGUAAUGCCGAGUUAAUCGCCUCUAAAAUCGUACCAUUCUUUAACUUGUGCCAUGAGCAACUAUCACCGCAAUCACAUUAUGACUUUGGAUUACGAGCACUCAAGAGUGUUCUGGUAUCUGCUGGUAACGUCAAACGUGAUCGGCUGCUGGCUCUUCGCAAAAUGAAGGCUGAUGCUGGAAGUGAUGAAGUAUUGAAGACUCGUGCAGAGACAGAGCAAGUUUCAAUAUCCGAGUCUCGUGCUGAGCAGGAAAUUCUGAUUCAAAGCAUACGUGAAACUGUUGCGCCUAAAUUGGUUGCUGAUGAUAUUUCACUGAUGCAGAGUCUUGCUUCAGACGUGUUCCCUGGCAUAGAAUACUUUCCUAUCGAUUUGGGUAAUUUAAUGUCAGAGACGCAGACUGUCUGCACAGAAUUCCGCCUUAUAGCAGAUCAACGCUGGAUCGAAAAAGUCGUGCAGCUCUAUCAAAUUCAACGUAUUCAUCACGGUGUCAUGAUGGUCGGUCCUACGGGAACCGGUAAAUCUGCUGCAUGGAGAGUCCUGUUGCAAACCUUGCAACGAGUCGAAGGUGUGGAAGGAGAAUCCUAUGUAAUUGAUGCCAAAGCAAUGUCUAAAGAUGCCUUGUAUGGACAUAUGGAUCCCACUACCCGAGAAUGGACUGAUGGUCUCUUCACGUAUAUUCUUCGUCGUAUUGUAGAUAAUGUACGAGGAGAGAGCUCUAAACGUCAUUGGAUUGUCUUUGAUGGCGAUGUUGAUCCAGAAUGGGUAGAAAAUCUAAACUCAGUCCUGGAUGAUAAUAGGUUACUUACCUUGCCAAAUGGUGAACGUCUGUCUUUGCCGCCGAAUGUUCGUAUCAUGUUUGAAGUAGAAUCCUUACGAUAUGCUACUCUCGCAACGGUAUCUCGUUGCGGUAUGGUUUGGUUUAGUGAUGAUGUCGUGUCUCCCAAGAUGAUGUAUGGCCACUAUCUGGAGACACUAAGAAACGUACCCUUGGAUGAAGAGGGCGACGAAGGCUAUUCUCGUGGUACCGAAACAGAUGUCUCGACCUCUAUAGCAUGUCAACGAGCGAUUGCUGAAAUCUUUGCACCAGCCAUGUCCGAAGAUGGGCUCGUGUCAAAAGCAUUGGACUUGUGUGCAACUCUUGACCAUAUCAUGGACUUUACAAAAGUCAGAGCAUUAAGUAGUUUGUUUUCACUGCUCAAUAAGACAGUGAGAAACGUAUUGGAAUAUAAUGCUAGUCAUCCCGACUUUCCAAUGACGCCAGACCAUCUUCAGGCAAAUAUCUCAAAGAAGCUGCUUAUCUCUAUAGUCUGGAGCUUUGCUGGAGACUCGCGUCUCGAUAUACGUAAUGAAUUAGGAGACUUUCUACGUGGUGCCACUGCUAUAGAUUUACCACAUACUGGUCUCAGCCUCAUUGACUUUGAUGUCAGUCUCACGAAUGGUGAAUGGGUGUCUUGGCAGUCCAAAGUACCAAUAGUAGAUAUUGAACCACAUAAUGUCGCUGCUGCUGAUGUUGUGAUACCUACUGUCGACACAGUCCGUCAUGAGGAUGUCUUAUAUUCGUGGUUGUCGGAGCACAAGCCAUUGAUUCUAUGUGGUCCGCCAGGAUCUGGCAAGACUAUGACUCUAUUAGCAGCUCUGAGAAAACUCUCAGAAGUUGAGGUUGUUGGCCUCAACUUUUCUAGUGCAACAAGUCCAGAGCUGAUUCUUAAGACAUUUGAACAGUAUUGUGACUUCAAGAGAACUCCAAAUGGUGUUACCCUCUCACCAAGGGCUAUUGGUCGUUGGCUCGUCGUCUUUUGCGAUGAGAUAAACUUGCCAGCCAAUGACAAAUACGGAACGCAACGAGUCAUAUCAUUUAUGCGUCAGCUCAUCGAGCAUGGAGGCUAUUGGAGAACAUCUGAUAAGGCCUGGGUAGCUCUGGAUCGUAUUCAGUUUGUAGGAGCAUGUAAUCCUCCAACCGAUCCUGGUCGAAUACCAAUGACACAUAGAUUCCUCAGACACGCACCUAUAGUAAUGGUCGACUAUCCAGGUGAAGUCUCCCUUCAGCAAAUCUAUAGCACAUUCUGUCGGGCUAUGCUAAAAGUAGUACCUUCGGUUCGUGGUUAUGCUGAACCGUUGACCAGUGCCAUGGUGGAAUUGUAUCUGCUGUCGCAAAAGCAAUUCACGCCCGACUCGCAAGCUCAUUAUAUUUAUUCUCCUCGUGAGCUUACGAGAUGGGUCCGUGGUAUGUACGAAGCUAUCCGACCAUUGGACACAAUAUCUUUGGAAGUGUUGAUACAAAUAUGGGCUCAUGAAGCAUUGCGUCUCUUCCAAGACAGGCUUGUCAGAGAAGAAGAACGAACGUGGACGGAUAAAACUAUAGACGAUGUCGCAGCUCGUCACUUUAGCAUAAACUCAAAGGAAGUCUUGAAGAGACCCAUUCUUUUCUCGGACUGGUUGAGCAAACAUUAUGUUGCAGUCGAUCGAGAAAUCUUACGAGGCUUUGUAAAAGCUCGAUUAAAAGUCUUUUACGAGGAAGAGUUGGAUCUACCUUUGAUUCUCUUUAAUGAUGUCCUCGACCAUGUCUUGAGAAUCGAUCGAGUAUUUAAACAGAUGCAGGGCCAUUUGCUUCUUAUUGGUGUUAGUGGAAGUGGAAAGACGACCUUAUCUCGAUUUGUAGCCUGGAUGAAUGGGCUCAGUGUCUUCCAAAUCAAAGUCCACAACAAGUAUAGUGCUGCUGACUUUGACGAUGAUUUACGAACAGUCUUGAGGAGGUCUGGUACUCGAGGUGAAAAGAUUUGUUUCAUCAUGGAUGAAUCAAAUGUUCUUGAACCUGGCUUUCUUGAGAGAAUGAAUACUUUACUUGCCAAUGCUGAAAUCCCUGGAUUGUUUGAAGGUGACGAGCAUACUGCUUUGAUGAAUCAAUGCAAAGAAGGUGCUCAACGUGAUGGUGUCAUGAUUGAUUCAUCUGAGGAGCUAUACAAAUGGUUUACUCAUCAGGUCAUGCAAAAUCUUCACAUUGUAUUUACUAUGAAUCCACCCGAGGGUGGAUUGGCAUCGAGAGCGGCUACGUCUCCAGCCUUAUUCAAUCGAUGCGUCUUGGAUUGGUUUGGAGAUUGGUCUGAUCAAGCCUUCUUCCAGGUCGCCAAAGAGUUUACCGAAACUCUCGACUUGACCAAUAAUAGCUAUCACGCUCCUAUGGACUUCCCGUUGGCAUAUGAAGAUUUACCGAUGCCACCAGAUUAUCAUGGUGCCAUAGUAAACGCCUUUGUGUUUGUGCAUCAAUCCUUGUACGAGGUGAAUGCCAAACUAAGUCGACGUCAAGGUCGAUAUAAUUAUACCACACCACGACAUUAUCUAGAUUUUAUUGGUCACUAUAUCAAAAUCUUUGCUGAAAAGCGUGAAGAUUUAGAAGAACAACAACGCCACUUAAACGUCGGCUUGGACAAGCUGAGAGACACUGUCACCAAAGUCGAAGAGCUUCGUGUAAGUCUUGCCCAUAAAAAGUUGGAACUAGAGGCAAAGACGGAUGAGGCCAAUGAAAAGCUCAAGAAAAUGGUAUCCGAUCAACAGGAAGCAGAACAGAAGAAAGCUGCAUCUCUUCAGAUCCAGGAAGCAAUAACCAAGCAAAAUGAUGAGAUUGAGAAACGCAAGACUAUUGUAAUGGCUGAAUUAGCUGAAGCUGAACCCGCCGUUCUAGAAGCUCAGCAGUCUGUCAGCAAUAUAAAGAAGCAACAUCUCACCGAAGUACGAUCCAUGACCAAUCCUCCAGAUGCAGUUAAGAUGGCCAUGGAAUCUGUCUGUAUACUAUUGGGUAACAAACUCACAGCUUGGAAGGAUGUACAAAGUGUUAUACGGCGAGACGACUUCAUUGCCAGCAUGGUCAACUACGAAACUAGUCAACUUACUGCUGUCAUACGAAACGAAGUAAAAACCAGAUUUAUUGAUAAUCCCAAUUAUAAUUUCGAAACAGUCAACCGAGCUUCCAAGGCAUGUGGACCAUUAGUGCAAUGGGUUAUUGCACAAGUAAGAUAUGCCCAGAUAUUGCAGCAAAUCGGCCCAUUACGGCAAGAGGUUGCUGAUUUGGAAUCUUCCGCCAACGAAACUCGUCUCAAAGCUGUAACUAUUGAUGAUAUGAUUCAAGAGUUAGAGUUGAGUAUAGGCCAAUAUAAAGACGAAUACGCCGUCUUGAUUAGUGAGACGCAGGCUUUAAAAUCAGAGAUGGAACGAGUAAAGUCAAAAGUAGAAAGAUCUUUAAGCUUGUUGUCGAAUCUAGCAUCUGAAAAGGAACGUUGGGAAACUACCAGUAUGUCGUUUGAUGUGCAAAUGAGUACCAUGGUCGGUGAUGUAUUGAUCGCAUCGGCCUUCUUGGCAUAUGCUGGCUUCUUUGAUCAGACUUAUCGAGAAGCUCUGUUGUCCAAAUGGACCAAUCAUCUGGAGAAAUCUGGAAUAAGCUUCAAAAUCGACUUGGCCAUUCCAGAGUAUUUAUCUAGUGCCGAUGAGAGGUUGGCUUGGCAAAAGAAUGCUUUACCAGCUGACAGUCUCUGUACCGAGAAUGCCAUCAUGAUGAAGCGAUUCAAUCGCUACCCUCUUAUAAUCGAUCCGUCUGGACAAGCAACCGCAUUCUUGCUGAAUGACUAUAGAGAUCGUAAAAUAUCCGUAACGAGCUUCCUUGAUGACUCGUUUGUAAAGGUACUUGAAAGCUCCUUGAGGUUUGGUAAUCCACUGCUAGUGCAAGAUGUCGAAAAUCUUGACCCCAUUCUCAACACAGUUUUGAAUCACGAGAUUAAAAGAACAGGUGGUCGUAUCUUGAUACGUAUUGGAAACCAAGAUAUUGACUUCUCCCCAUCGUUCAAUCUCUUCUUGUCAACAAGAGAUCCAUCAGCCAUAUUCUCACCCGAUAUAUGUAGUAGAGUAACCUUUGUCAAUUUUACGGUAACCCGGGGCAGUCUGCAAAGCCAAUGUCUCCAUGAAGUUCUCAAAUCUGAACAACCCGACACUGACAAAAAGAGAUCUGACCUAGUAAAGCUACAAGGUGAAUUCCAACUACGCCUCCGACAUUUGGAAAAGUCUCUGUUGCAAGCCUUGAGUGAGUCCAAGGGUAAUAUUCUAGAUGACGAUAAUGUAAUGGUGACUCUAGAAACAUUGAAGCAAGAAGCCGCAGAUGUCGCUGAAAAAAUGCAAGAAACAGACACAGUCAUGAGAGACGUGGACGCUGUUACUAGCAUGUAUACACCUUUAGCUCAAGCUUGUUCUAACAUCUUCUUUGUAAUGGAACAACUCUCCGCCGUAAACCACUUUUAUCAAUUCUCGUUGGAAUUCUUCCUGGAAAUCUUUGGUCAUGUAAUUCAUAGCAACUCGAGAUUGACUGGAUUGUCUGAUGAAUCACGUCGACUGUCUAUAAUAACGGAGGAAUUGUUUAAAGUCACGCAUGCUCGAGUGUCUCGAUCCCUACUUCAUUCUGACCACUCUGCUUUUGGAGUGCUGUUAGCUCAAAUCCGAUUGAAGGGUAUACUUGAUGAUGACGAGUAUGAAGCCUUGCUGGGUAUUGGUAUAAAGGCUGGAAAAAUGAUAGAAGAGGAUAUAGUCAGUAUUGUUGGUGAGGAGGCUGUUGCUAGAAUGAGUAGCAUAAUCACCCUCCCAGCAUUUGCCCAAUUGAGUCGUCAUAUCGUUGAACAUCAGGCCGUCUGGAGUAAAUUUAUUUCUGACAAUGGAGACGUUCCAGAUUGCUUUGAUUCAACUGGUAUCAGUGCUGUAGUCAAGAGCUUUAGACAGCUGCUAGUGGUCAAGACCUUCCGACCCGAUAAAACGUUUGCAGCGGCAGACAAGUUUAUUCAUGCAGCAUUCGACACGACAUUCACACAAAGUACUGAGCUGCCAUUGAAAUCUAUUGUAUUGGAUGAAGUCAAGGCAACCACUCCCAUCGCGUUUUGCUCGGUCGCUGGAUUUGAUGCCAGUUUCCGUGUCGAGUCUUUUGCCAAGGAAGUCAAUGCUCGAUUAAGCUCUGUAGCUAUGGGAUCUGUAGAAGGUGUAGGAUUAGCCGAUGCUGCAGUGUCUUCCACAGUCAAAACUGGUGGUUGGGUCUUGAUUAAGAAUGUCCACUUGGCUAUAUCAUGGCUUACUCAACUUGAAAAGAGGUUGUAUAAUCUCAAGCCACAUAAAAACUUUAGACUAUUCCUGACCAUGGAAAUCAAUCCCAAAGUACCAGCCAACAUACUUCGACUAUCACGAAGCUUGAUGUUUGAGCCAGCACCUGGUGUUAAGGCUAACUUGCUCGACACCUUGAGCACUCUCCCUCCGACAAGCAUAACAAAAGGACCAUCUGAACGUGUAAGGCUAUACUUCCUAUUGGCUUGGCUACAUGCAGUUGUUCAAGAAAGACUGCAGUAUGUACCUUUGGGGUGGACCAAGUUCUAUGAAUUCAAUGAUUCGGAUCUGGAUUGUGCUCUAAGCACAAUUGAUGAUUGGUUGGAUAUUACAGCAUUAGGUCGCUCCAAUGUAUCUCCAGAAAAGAUUCCCUGGUCCGCUAUAAAGACCCUUCUCAAACAAUCUGUAUAUGGUGGAAGGCUUGAUUCGGAUUGCGAUCAGAAAGUAUUGGAUUCAUUCAUAGAUGCCGUAUUCUCGCCCAAGAGUUACGAACUUGCCUUCCACCUGGCUGAAGGGUUGGAGGGUGAACAGUCUUUAGUUAUUCCAGAAGGGACCAGACCAGAGCAAUUCAUGAGUUGGGUGAACGCAUUACCAGCUCAGCAAUCACCAGCAUGGCUUGGAUUGCCUAGGAAUGCUGACACGGUUCUCAUGGCUUCACGAGGACUGGCUAUGGUAUCUAAUAUUCGAAAGAUGAAGGUGCUUGCCGAUGAUGAAGAAGACUCAUUUGAUGCCAUUCACGUCAAACGAGAGUCUACAGCAUUUCAGAUACCACAAUGGAUGCGCCAGUUACACCAAACAGUUCAAGAAUGGCUUGCCUUGUUACCACAGAAUAUGCCGCCAGUCAUCUCUCGUGCCUCGCAUAUCGUCAAAGAUCCAUUCCGACGAUUCUUUGACAGAGAAACACAGCUAGCCGAAAGCUUGCUAGAUUGUGUGCGCUCAGACCUCGCCAAUCUCGAAAAAGUUUGCAGUGGUCGAAUGAAGCAAACCAACCAUAUGAGAGAUUUGAUGACUUCCUUGACUCGAGGAGUGAUUCCUGAGCACUGGAAGGCGUACAAGAUCUCUCGUAAAAUGACACUCAAUCAGUGGGUCAUCGACUUCAAACUAAGGCUGGAACAGAUAUCUGCAGCAUCUACAACUCAAAGGAGCUUGCACCAAAUGGAAGUUUGGAUUGGUGGCUUAUUCAUUCCAGAAGCCUAUAUAACUGCCACUCGUCAAUCUGUUGCUCAAAGUCAAAAAUGGUCGUUGGAAGAGCUAGAAUUGGAUGUUCAAAUCGGCAGUAGCCCAAGAAGAGACGGCUUUGUCAUCUCAGGUCUACGACUGGAAGGUGCAGAGUACACGAAUGGCACAGUUCGUUUGUCUUCUGCUGUAUCAACACGUCUUGCCCCCAUGACGCUUCGAUGGCAUAGACGCCAAACUACUCAUCAGAAUAAUUAUGUAGAGAUUCCUGUGUAUCUGAAUGGUGACAGAGAUCACGAUCUCUUCAUGGCUCGACUUCCUAGUCAGAACUCAUCCCUGGAAUCUCGUCUCAUAUUGCAACAGGCAGUUGCUAUAAUUGCUUCUACAUUGUAA